This is a messenger RNA of Musa acuminata AAA Group (dessert banana), 4035 nucleotides long. Its product is annotated as receptor-like protein EIX1. Gene Ontology annotation, molecular function: protein binding. NCBI's taxonomy places the organism in Eukaryota, Viridiplantae, Streptophyta, Magnoliopsida, Zingiberales, Musaceae. The record is from RefSeq and is a predicted model, not a curated record. The transcript is spliced from 2 exons. The coding region runs from base 52 to 2052 and encodes 666 amino acids.
UCCUCUCCAAUCUCACACCUUAACUUUUCUCUUGUCUUGAGCGUUCAAUCGAUGGCUGCAGCUGGUAGCGGCAGUUUCCAGUGCGGACGUCUUGCCUCGAAGCGUCUCAUGAUGCUCGUGGCCUUACUUCUCGUCUCCUGCUGUCUCGGGCAAGGCUUCGGCGAUGAGGAUCAUGUCGAGGUGGAGGGAAUCAGCAGCAGUUGCAUGGAGAGCGAGAGGAGAGCUCUCCUUGCCAUCAAAUCCGAUAUGUACGACCCCGGCGACAGGUUUUCUUCUUGGACCGGCAAAGAUUGCUGUGGGUGGAGAGGUGUGGCCUGCGACAACACCACGGGCCAUGUCACCAAGCUCGACCUCCGCUACCCCUAUACAGACGAUAUAUGGGAUACGUUUUGGAAACCAAUAGGCAUCAGCAAGGUAAAUCCAUCUUUGCAAGAACUGAAGCAUUUGGAGUAUUUGGAUUUGAGCGUGAAUAACUUCUUCCAUGCCCCUGUGCCUAAAAUGAUCGCUUCACUAGUCCACUUGGAAUAUCUCAACCUAUCUCAUGCCAUGUUCGAUGGACUGAUUCCUCCUCAGCUGGGAAACCUCUCCAACCUACACUAUCUCGAUCUUCAGGGAUGGUAUGAUGGUCAACUACACGUUGACGAUCUCGAUUGGCUCUCCCGUAUUCCUUAUCUAAAAUAUCUUGACAUGAGUUAUGUCAACCUCUCCAGGGCAACCAAUUGGCUUUCUGAAAUUAAUUCGAUCCCCACACUUGAACUGUUACGUUUGAGCGCUGCAGACCUGCCAUAUGUUCCAUCUCCUUUGCCCACUUUUAAUCUAACAGCCAUCUUAACGUUGGAUCUGUCUUCGAAUUUGAACAUGUCGACCAUGCUAAGAUGGUUUUCUAAUGCCACCAGUCUCGAGUACCUUCUUCUUUUUGGCACUACGAGUCAAUUUAUCGAUUCGGCAGGCACUGGGAGUCUCACUAUCGAGUCGGUCCAAAUUGCUCUAGGAGCUCUCAGUAAUCUAAAGGAAUUGGAUUUGUCAGACAACUCCCUUAAAGGAGAAAUUCUUGAAAUUCUGAAUAAUGUCCGUAGCAGGGACCUAAAGCAUCUAGACUUGAACUCGAAUUAUUUAUCCGGAGAUAUUCCACAAACUCUAUGGAGCCUUGGAAACCUGGAGUACCUCGACUUAUCAUGGAAUUUCAAUGUCACUGGACAUAUCCCAGCUUUGCCAGGGAAUCUCACAAGCUUGCGAUACUUAUCUUUGAAGGGCAAUUCGAUCACCGGAGAGAUACCAUCGAGCAUAGGCAACCUCACCAACUUGGUAUUCUUAGAUUUAUCAUCGAAUAAUAUUGUCGGAAGUAUUCCAGAGAUCAUCGGUGCUCUCAUCCAUAUACAGGUAUUAUAUCUCAAUCACAAUUAUAUUUCUGGACAAAUACCAGCAAUCAUUGGGGAUCUUCAAAACCUGCGUAAGUUGAUUUUAGAAGAUAACUUGAUUACUGGACAAAUACCUGAUACAAUUGGUGGACUCCAUAACUUGACGGACUUGGAUAUAUCAAAUAAUAAUUUAUCAGGUCAAAUACCAAGAACAAUGGGUGGUCUGUGCAACUUAACUUUGUUGGAUUUGUCUCAGAACAGCAUUGGUGGGGAGCUAACCAGUCUAUUUGAUGGUUUAUCUGCCUGCGCACAACGGACGUCUUUACUAUCCAUACAUAUGGAUCGUAACCGUUUAAGCGGUACUAUUCCUUCAAGUAUCGGUCGAGUAUCUCAAUUACAAUAUCUAUACCUCUCCUCAAACUCUCUAGUAGGUAACAUCACCGAAGCACACUUUUCUAAUCUUACAAACUUACUCGGAUUUACAAUAUCUUUCAACUCCUUGAACGUGAUCUUACCAAAUGAUUGGCAUCCCCCUUUUAAUGUCGAAUUCAUUGGCAUGAGCUUUUGUCAUUUAGGAGCUGAAUUGCCUGAUUGGCUUCAAACUCAGACGCAAUUAACAAAUCUAUAUCUAUGUGGAGUUGGACUCUCGGGCAACCUCCUGAUUUGGUUUUCAAAUUUCUCGAGAGGGUUGUAGAGUCUAACAAUUUACAAGGUCAAUUACCUUCUGCUCCCCAAUCAAUGUUGGAUCUCUCCAAUAACUCAUUUGUGGGACCUAUUCCCCUAAGUUUUGCAAAAGAUACAAGUCUCUCUCUAUUAUCUUUGUCUCAUAACCGUAUCAAUGGUAAUCUGCCUCCCUUCUUUUGUGAUAUAGUAAUUCAGAUUCUUGACCUAUCUAACAAUUACUUAAUUGGAGAAGUCCCGAAUUGUUAUUACUCAUUCCCAACCUCUUUACCAUCUUUACAUUUGAAUAAUAACAAUCUAUCUGGAACAAUUCCUCUGUUUUUGAAACAUUGUGACCAAUUAGUUACCCUUGAUCUUGGUGAAAAUAAAUUGCAUGGCAGAAUUCCAACAUGGAUAGGAAGAAACCUCUCGUCGUUGAGAGUUCUUCGUCUGAGGUCAAACUUUCUAAAUGGUACCAUCCCAAUGAAUAUAGUGAAUCUCACUUCUCUCCAGGUAUUGGAUCUUUCUUCCAACAAUCUAACUGGCAGUCUACCAUCAUCUCUAGGAAAUUUCAGGGCCAUGGUUGAGAUACAAAAUGAUAUCAGGUCAAUGCUUCAUAUCGAAACAUAUUAUUAUAGCGAGAGCAGCUUCAUAACCACAAAAGGAUCAACGUUCGAUUACACUACCAUUCUGUCGCUGGUGACAUGCAUAGACUUGUCAAAUAAUCAUCUCUCUGGUGAAAUCCCAAAAGAACUGACGAAGCUUCUCGGAUAGCGCUUCCUAAACUUAUCCAACAAUCAUUUGACGGGGAGGAUUCCAGAAAACAUUGGUGACAUGAAAACAUUGGAAUCGCUUGACUUAUCUGUGAACAGUCUGAUAGGGGAGAUACCUUCGAGCUUUUCUGCUAUGCAUUUCCUGGAACGUUUGAAUCUGUCUUACAACAACUUAUCAGGAAAAAUACCCACGAGUGGUCAAUUGUCGACCUUUGACUCUUCGACAUAUGUGGGUAAUAAAGGCCUUUGCGGUAUGCCACUGCCAGAUUGCCCUGUUUAUCAAACUCCACCUGACGCCAGAGUUAAACAUGAAGAUGAUGAGAAGCUCGACAAAUUAUUGGAGUACACCAGUAUUGUGGUUGGGUUUGUGGUCGGCUUUUGGCUGUUUAUUGGCACACUCAUCAUGAAGCAGGCCAUCAGAUUUGCUUUCUUCCGACGGAUCGACAAGACCAGUGACUGGAUCUAUGUUCAGUUUGCAGUUAAGCUUGCGAAGCUCAAAUCCAAAUGGCAAACGAUGACAUGAACUGCCGGACUCGAAGAACUUUGUUUUAGGUGUUACCAGAAUGCUUUAUAUAAGUUCCCGAUUUGCUGCUAUUUUGGGGUUUCUAUAAUAAAAAGAAGAUUGCCGCCAGUUCAGCUGAUGCAGGAGUCAAACUAGAAGAAGAUGAUGAUGGAGAUACGCUUGAAACAAUAAUAUUAGAUGUUACUAGCGUUGUCGUGGGAUUCAUAGUUGUUUCUGGGGUUUCUAUUGGCGUAGUGAUCAUGAAGCAAGGCUCAAGGAUUACUCUCUUCCAACAAAAUGACAACAUUUAUGGCUGGAUGCAGAUAUGUGCAGCUGAAAGCUGAAGCCCAAAAUAAAGACGAAGAAUCAAUUGAACUGUGGCUAAGUGCUAAGACUGUCUAUGUAGACUUCAUGUAUUUAUAUGUUCUAGUGUUUUAUUUCAUGAAUGACCAUUUGGUGUUGUCCAGAAAUAAGGUUAUUGUUUAAAGAUAACAUCUGAGACAUGGCAUCAGGAUUGCUCUGUUCCAGUUGAUCGACAGGACUUGUGAUUGGAUCUAUGUGCAGGUGGCAGUAAAGCUCAAGGAACCGAAAUGCAAAUGGCGAAGAAUGACUUGAAGAAUCGCUAAGCAACUCAAGCUCAUGUCAUCCUCUUCAUGUUAUGCUGUAUUUAUGUUUCAUGUAAUUGUUGUAGUCUCUUUAGAGUCUUAAAUCUAUUGGCAUCUUGCUGCUGGUUUUUAGUGCA